This is a messenger RNA of Echinops telfairi (small Madagascar hedgehog), 2902 nucleotides long. It is a transcript of the gene ADAM15, whose product is annotated as ADAM metallopeptidase domain 15. The coding region runs from base 14 to 2614 and encodes 866 amino acids. Gene Ontology annotation, molecular function: integrin binding; metalloendopeptidase activity. The transcript is spliced from 23 exons. Lineage: Eukaryota; Metazoa; Chordata; Mammalia; Afrosoricida; Tenrecidae. The record is from RefSeq and is a predicted model, not a curated record. Gene Ontology annotation, biological process: innate immune response; proteolysis; integrin-mediated signaling pathway.
GGCGGCCGCUGCCAUGCGGCUGGCGCUGCUCUGGGCGCUGGGGCUCCUGGGUGCUGGCAGCCCUCUGCCCUCCCGGCUGCUCCCCAACGUAGGUGGAACUGAGAAGCAGGUGAAGCCAGAGAGAUCCCUGAGCGGGCCCUUGGAGCCCCAGCACCUACAGCCCCGCCUUCCGCUCAGCCUGGUGGAAGUGCUUCAGACCAGUCCACCUGAGGCCCUGCGGGUCAAGUUGGAGCUGGAGGGGGAGAACCACAUCCUGGAGCUGCUGAAGAACAGGGAUCUGGUCCCAGGCCGCCCAACCCUGGUGUGGUAUCAGCCCAACGGCACCAGGGUGGUCAGUGAGGGGCAUAUGCUGGAAAGCUGCUGCUACCAGGGACAUGUGCAUGGCCACACAGACUCCUGGGCUUCCCUCUGCACCUGCUCGGGGCUCAGGGGCUUGGUGGUCCUGUCCCCAGAGAGAAGCUAUGCCCUGGAGUUGGGGCCUGGGGACCCUCAGGGUCCUCCCAAGAUCUUCAGGAUCCAAGACCUCCUCCUGCCAGGCCACACCUGCGCAGGGCGCCAGACUGUACCCAUGCCCACCCAUGCCCCACCUGAGCAGCCCUGGAGGCAGCGCCACACUCGCCCCCAGGAGAGGUGGAGGCGGGAUGUGGUGACAGAGGCCAAAAUUGUCGAGUUGGUGAUUGUAGCCGACUAUUCAGAGGUCCAGCGGUACCCGGGCUUCCAGCGCCUGCUGAACCGCACACUGGAAGUGGCCCUCCUUCUGGACACAUUCUUCCGGCUCCUGAAUGUACGGGUAGCACUAGUGGGCCUGGAGGCCUGGACCCAGAGGGACCUGGUGGAGAUAAGCCCGAACCCAAGUGUCACAUUAGACAACUUCCUCCGAUGGCGCCGGGCAGAGUUGCUGCCCCGAUUACCCCAUGACAGUGCCCAGCUGGUGACGGCCACUUCAUUCUCUGGGCCCAUGGUGGGCAUGGCCAUUCAGAGCUCCAUCUGCUCUCCGGACUUCUCGGGAGGUGUGAACAUGGACCACUCCAUAAGCAUUCUGGGGGUUGCCUCCUCGAUAGCCCAUGAGCUGGGCCACAGUCUGGGCCUGGACCACCACCCACCUGGAAGCAGCUGCCCUUGUCCAGGUCCAGUCCCGGCCAAGAGCUGCAUCAUGGAGGCCUCCACCGACUUCCUGCCAGGCCUGAACUUCAGUAACUGCAGCCGCCUGGCCCUGGAGAAGGCGCUCGUGGGGGGCCUGGGCAGCUGCCUCUUCAACCCGCCGUCCAGCCUGGUCCCUGCAGAGCCUUUCUGCGGAAAUCUGUUCCUGGAGCCGGGAGAGCAGUGCGAUUGUGGCUUUCCAGGUGACUGCACGGACCCCUGCUGCGACCCCUUCAUCUGCCAGCUGAGGCCACGGGCACAGUGUGCAUCCAAUGGGCCCUGCUGUCAGAACUGCCAGCUGCGUCCGGCUGGCUGGCAGUGCCGCCCCGCCAGAGGUGACUGUGACUUGCCAGAGUUCUGCCCAGGAGACAGCUCCCAGUGUCCCCCUGACGUCAGCCUGGGGGACGGUGAGCCCUGCGAUGGCGGACAGGCCGUGUGCAUGCAGGGACGCUGUGCCUCCUAUGCCCAGCAGUGCCAGGCACUCUGGGGCACCGGGGCCCAGCCAGCUGCACCCCUUUGCCUCCUUACCGCCAAUACUCGGGGGGAUGCCUUUGGGAGCUGUGGCCGCAACUCCAAGGGCAGCUACGUGUCCUGCAGCCCUAGAGAUGCAAUCUGUGGGCAGCUCCAAUGCCAGCACGGUGGGACACAGCCUUUGCUGGGCUCCGCCCGGGAACUGAACUGGGAGAUGCUGGAUGUCAACGGAACCCAGCUGAAUUGCAGCCGGGUGCACCUGGACCUGGGCAACGAUGUGGCCCAGCCCCUCCUGACUCUGCCUGGCACAGCCUGUGGCCCUGGCCUGGUAUGCAUUGACCAUCAGUGCCAGUCCGUGGAUCUCCUGGGGGCACAGCAAUGUCGAAGCAAGUGCCAUGGGCAUGGGGUCUGCGACAGCCACCAGCACUGCCACUGUGAGAAGGGAUGGGCACCCCCUGACUGCGCCACCCAGAUGAGAGAAACCAGCUCUCUGAACACAGGCCUGCUCCUGAGCCUUCUGUUACUGCUGGUUCUGGUGCUGCUCGGUGCCAGCUACUGGCACCGUGCCCGCCUGCGCCAACAGCUCUGCCAGCUCAAGGGGCCCAGCUGCCAGUACAGGGCAGCCCAGGCUGCUCCCCUGGAGCGCCCAGGACCCCCGCAGAGGACCCUGCUCGUGCCGAACACCCAGCAGACUAGUGCUCUGGGCUUCCCGGCCCCCCCUUCCAGGCCGCUGCCACCUGACCCUGUGCCCAAGAGACUGCAGACCAAGCUGGCUGACCGACCCAACCCCCCCACACGCCCUCUGCCCGCUGACCCGGUGGUGAGGCGCCCGAAGUCUCCGGGGACUACCAAGCCCCCGCCCCCGCGGAAGCCAUUGCCUUCCGACCCCCCGGAUCGGGGCCCACCGGAUAGGCUGGCUGGCCCAGGAACUGGGAUCCCACCCCAGAUGAUACCUUCCAGGCCCGCACCACCGCCCCCAGCAGGGUCCUCGCUCUACCCCUGACCUCUCUGAGGGGUCUGCGGCUUCCAACCCGGAUUUAGAAGCACUUCAAGAGGCAGAUCCGCCCACUAGACUCUCCGAGAUGACUGAAGGGCCCGGAGCCUGGACACUGUCUUUGUACCCUGUCAUCUGAGCAGGUGUCUCCCCACGAGCAAUCAAAGGGCAUCCAGCGGGCCCGCCACGCGGAGGUGGACGGGCGGGGCUGGGAGCCGGACAGGGCAGGGGGAGGUGAGCAGAGCCUGUCUGCCUGCCCGCCCGCUCAGUGGCUGUAAUAAACGUGCGAUCUUGGAA